Molecule: messenger RNA, 1587 nt
Organism: Trichosporon asahii var. asahii CBS 2479
Lineage: Eukaryota; Fungi; Basidiomycota; Tremellomycetes; Trichosporonales; Trichosporonaceae
Exons: 6
Coding region: 1-1587 (528 amino acids)
Biological process (GO): peptidyl-lysine monomethylation; peptidyl-lysine dimethylation
Cellular component (GO): cytoplasm
Molecular function (GO): protein-lysine N-methyltransferase activity
Source: RefSeq, a predicted model, not a curated record
AUGAGCGACGACGAAGAGCUCCCUCCCAGCAAGCUGGGUACCAAGGAACACUGGGACAUGGUCUAUGAUUGCAGAGCUGACGAACAGGACAUCGGCGACGAGGGCGAGGUCUGGUUCGGCGAGGACUCGGUCCACAAGAUGCGCGCAUGGGCGCACGACAACCUUCCCUCCACCUCCGGCAAGCCCCUUCGUAUCCUCGAGUGCGGUUCUGGUAACGGCACCCUCCUCCUCAGCUUCCUCACGACGCCCGACCCCGACGCUGAACCGCAACAGUACCACCUUACGGGUAUCGACUACUCCGAGGGCGCCGUCAAGCUCGGUGAGAGCGUGGAGAAGGCGCGACGGGUGGCGAUCGAGGAAGGCGACGAGGACGUGAUCGACAUUGACGACGUCGUCAACGAGUGCACCUGCGAGUGGCGCGUUGGCGACCUGUUGCGGGACGAGUACCAGGAGACUUGGGACCUCGUCAUGGACAAGGGAACGUUCGACGCCCUCGCUCUCUCGGACGAGCCGAUCGCCGAGAAGGGAGGAAGGCUACCCAGUCAGGUGUACCCAGAGCAGGUCGCCAAGCUCGUCUCUCCCGGAGGGUUCUUCCUGAUUACGAGCUGCAACUUCACCGAGGAGGAGGUCAUCAAGCGUUACACCAAGCCGGGAGUCGGUCUCUCCUUCCACGUACCCCACAAGUCGUUUUCGUUCGGUGGCAAGAAGGGCCAGACGGUCUGCACAGUGGCCUUCACGCGCGACAAAGCUGUUGCUAACGGCAACGGACACGCCACUCCCGUCGCCCAGCCGGUUCAGCCGGACGACCCCCUCUUUCUCUGCGUUGACGACCAGAAGGUUAUGACGGAGCUUCUCACGCCCUUCUUCGGCGGCGAGGUCAAGGUGCACAACGACGCACUCCUUCUUGGCGGUGGACUGCUGAAGCACAACGUCCCGUGGGGUGUCGCCGUCAUUGCCGGCACUGGAAGCAUUGCUGUCGGAGUCGAGGUCGAUGCGCAGGGCGAGGUUGUUCAGGCGGCUCGCCGCGGAGGAUACGGAUACCUCCUUGGCGACGACGGCUCGGCCUACGACGUCAGCAGAUGCGCCAUCCGUGCUGCGGUUGAUGCGUUCGACGCCGGAGAACCCGAUGGACCACUGUCGGCCAGGAUCAGCAAGCACUUUGGCAUCCAGUCCGUCAACGGCGCCUUGAGCGAAGUGCUGAACCUCUCCGCGGACCCGAUCCAGGCGACGAACGAGCAGAAGCUGCGCAUUUCCGACCUCUCUCCCGCCGUGAUCGAAUGCUACACCUCGACCCCGCCCGAUCCCGUCGCUGUGACUGCGGUUCGCGCGGCGUGCUGUCCUCUAGCUGACUCCAUUGUCCAGCUGGCGAGGCAGCUGCUGGCCCGCCCACUGCCUGAUGGCUCGCAGCGCACGCUCCAGAACGCAGUGUUCACGUGCUGCGGCGGUGUCGUGCGUCAGGAGGCGUACCGCCGCUGUCUCCUCGAGAUGGUGAAGGAGGAGGGCAUCGAGUUUGGUUCGAUCGAGCCCGUCUCGGACGUUGCGCGCAGUGGCGCCGAGGGCCUUGUCGCGCGCAGCACGCGCAAGUAG